Molecule: messenger RNA, 534 nt
Organism: Hydra vulgaris (swiftwater hydra)
Lineage: Eukaryota; Metazoa; Cnidaria; Hydrozoa; Anthoathecata; Hydridae
Biological process (GO): DNA integration
Molecular function (GO): nucleic acid binding
Source: RefSeq, a predicted model, not a curated record
AUGGAGUUAGCAGAGUUUAGCUAUACUAUAUCGUAUCGUCCUGGAAGCGAUAAUAUCGUCUCUGAUGCACUCACACGUGCUUUUUGUGCUACAACCCAAUCUCAAACAAACCUAAGUGGUAUACAUAGCUGUCUAUGUUACCCAGGGGUUACUCGUAUGCUUCACUUUGUUAAAUCUAAAAAUUUACCUUUUUCUACAGAAGAGGUCAAGAGAGUUUGUUCUAACUGCCUAAUUUGUUCAGAAUUAAAACCAAAGUUUUAUCGAUCCUCAAAUGUCUGUGAGUUAAUCAAGUCAAUACAUCCAAUGGAUCGCCUAAGUAUAGAUUUUAAAGGACGGUUGCCAUCUAAUUCUAGAAAUAAAUAUCUGUUUACAGUCAUUGAUGAAUAUUCUCGGUAUCCAUUUGCUUUCCCAUGUCCUGAUAUUAGUUCAACAACUGUUGUGAAGUGUUUAGAUCAAAUAUUCUCCUUUUGUGGUUUUCCAACCUUAUUUAACUCAUUUCGAACAGGAGCGUCUGUGAGUAUUCGAGUACGCUGA